Trichoderma atroviride IMI 206040 is the source of this 2249-nucleotide messenger RNA. RefSeq lists its product as uncharacterized. Gene Ontology annotation, molecular function: protein-folding chaperone binding. The record is from RefSeq and is a predicted model, not a curated record. NCBI's taxonomy places the organism in Eukaryota, Fungi, Ascomycota, Sordariomycetes, Hypocreales, Hypocreaceae.
UGUCUGCCAUUUUCUUUGUUUCACCACUCAGAUUCCCUUGAUCUGGACGGUUUCUUCUUCUCGGGAUAUACCAACUCCCCUCACUUCUCUUCCCAACACCCGCAACAAAUACAGUCACAUCACAGCCUUCAACCAUGUCGUACGUCACUCUGGCCCAGCAGGGCCUCAGUGCUACCGAGUCACGCAACUGGGAUGAAGCCGUCACCAAGCUGUCCACUGCCCUGCAGAGCUCUAUGAAUCCCGCCUGGCUCAUUGCCCGCUCAAAGGCCCUGAUCGGGCUCGAGCGAUACGAAGCAGCCCUGGACGAUGCCGACCUGGCGUGGCACACUGCCUAUGAGCGCAACAAGCGUGAUCUCAUGGCCAGCGCCCAGUACCGCCGCGGCGUGGCCUUUUACCACAUGAAGCAAUACGCAAACGCCGACUACUGCUACCUGCACUGUAUGAGACUCAUCAAAGGCGGUCCAGCGGUGCCCAAGGAGGAUCCCGGCCUGAAGCAUGUGGACGACAAGGGAUUCUGGACGGUGACUGCAGACCAGGCCACUGCUGAUGCCCGCAGCGAGGAAGCCGACAAAAAGGACGAUGCUCUCAAAUCCGCCAUGGGCGGACAGGGUCAGUCUCAGCCACAGCAAAGAGAGUCGCGAAUGGCCGGUGUUAUGCGAACCCAGGCCCUCAAGGCGAUGGAGAAGCUGCCGGAGGAUGAUGCUGGGAGGAAAUUGACGACGGCUUUGAUUCCCCAGCAAAAGGAGCUCGCUGUCCACAAGUCUGCCAAAGCUCAAGAUGAAGCCAGACCCGCAGUAACAAAGCCCGUGGUUCCCAGCGAUGCGCCACUCCGCCUUCAGGAUUUCCAGAGCAACACGGCCAUGUCUGUUUCCAUCUUCUCAAAGGGCGUCAACAAGGAGAAGCUCAAGGUGGAAUUUCUUGAAACCUCGGUUCGCCUGGACCCUCUCAUCUAUCCCAACGGCGACGAGAAGGAGUUUCAGCUUCAUCUGUGGGGAGAAAUCGACCCCUCCAAGUCCAAGUUUAGCGUCACUCCCAACAAGGUCGAACUCAGCCUGGCGAAGAAGGCUGCCGGCAAAUGGCCAACUCUCCAAUCCGAUGGAUCCUCAGCAGCACAGCCCGCUGUAGUAAAGCCUGCUGUUGUAGCAGCACCAGAGACCAAAAAAUCAGAACCUGUCGUUGAUUCAGCCAAAAGCGAGCCUUCAGAGGCUCCAGCCGCAAAGCCAUCCUAUCCCACGUCCUCCCGCUCCGGCCCCAAAAACUGGGACAAGGUCGGCGAAGACGAGAACUCGGAUGACGAUAAGGACGUCAACCUGUUCUUCAAGAAGCUCUACAAGGGAGCCACCCCCGAGCAGCAGCGCGCCAUGAUGAAGAGCUUCACGGAGAGCAAUGGAACAUCCCUCAGCACGAACUGGGACGACGUCAAGGACAAGCGGGUUGAGACGGUGCCACCCGAUGGCGUCGAGGCAAAGAAGUGGGAUUAAGUGCUGCUACUUGCUGGAAAGGGUUGCAAUGGAGGACUGUCUAGAUUGACGACAUAUCAAGUGCGUAUAAUGUGCGCGGCGCACGAACGGGACAAAAGGGGCUUUGCGUUUAUUUAUUGUUGCUAGUUUGCUUUAUCGUAUCACAUUGACUCGAGAUACACUCUGUACUAUACACUAAUUUUCUUCUUCUUCUCAUUUCUACUUUGCCCGUUGCUGCCAUGAUGCACUCAAACAUGUCAAUCAUAAAUCUCUACGCUGCAUGCUCAUCAUAUAAAACACCAUCAUCACGCCUCCACACCAGGAUCCAGCUCCUUGACCCUCCUCACAACAUCCCCAUACCACACACUCUUCUUCAACCCACUCUGCGCCAGCCCCGGCGUCCACGCCUCCUCGCCACGAUACUUCUCCGCCAUGCCCCGCGGGAUAUGCGCCGCCCUCGACAAAAAGUCCUCGGCAGCAAUAUACGCCCCCCUCAGCCACCGCGCGCCCUGCCCGCCCUCGACGUCAAACGCAUUCCGCCCAUGCAGCACCCGCAGAUUGUCAAACAGCACGCAGUCGUCCUGCUCCAUCUUGUGCUCGUGGAUGGCGUCCUUGUCAUUAAUCAGCGAGGCGAAGAUGCGCGCCGGCUCGAUCCACUGCCGGAUGUCCUUGACGGGGCUGAGAUACCGCCCCUGGAACGGCGGCGACCAGUACACGCUGGAGAAGCCCGCGGCGUUGCCGUCCAGCACGUAGCGGGAGCUGAAGUAGUGGUGGCCGUGCUUGCCGUAC